AUAAACGUAAUCUUAUGCACCAGAAAAACUAGUCAAACUUAAUACUUAGUAUCGAGUCGUGCAAUUUAGUAGGCUAUACCGUCGUUCUUUCUGCUAUUCUUGGUACUAGAGCCUGGCUGGAAGAUAGGCAUAGUUUUAGCGAUAGCAGCCCAUCUUUUUAAUUAUGGGAUCGUGGGAUAAAGUGGUAAUAGUAUUUCUUCUGACUUGUUACACAUCUGUACAAGCUGACUCGGAAAAGGACGAAAGUAGCGUGAAUCAAGGGGCCGAAUGCAGUGUAACAGAAUGUGAACAAUUACGAAAGCGAAUUGAAAUUUUAGAAGCAGCCGUAAGAGGCAUUAUUUCUGCCAUGGCAAGUCAAAAGACAGGGCAAUUGGCUUCCGUUAACAAAAUAAUGGAGCGCGACAUUGCAUUACGUACUAUUGUAUCAUUGUCCUCUACUGGCAAGGAUGUUACCAAAAACGGGACUGUUCGAUAUGAUAAAGAAGAAAUAGGGCAGCACGGAGAAGAGAAAAAUUAUACGAACCGCCUGAGGACCGAACUAAAAUGUUCAUUAGCUCAUUUGCUCGACAUCAACAGUUCCGUAGUGGAAAGAGAUGUCAACACGACCGGUAAAGUUCAAGCUUCUUUAGUGAAGAACAACGCACUUGAAAUCACUUGGACCCCACAUUCAACUGAAUGCCUGAAGGUUAGCUCGGGAUUAUGGCUUCGAAUUUUCGAGUCCAAUGAGAAGCAGCUCGUUUCCCCUUCAGCCGAGGCUUAUCUCCCAAUACCGUAUAAAUGCUUGAAAAAAACAAACAGUUCACAUUCCAUCGUCCUGGCUAAGCAAGCAAAAGGAGCGAAUAAGGGAAAGUCAUGUCCUUCAGAGUUGAUGAUCAGCUUGGUUCAGUGUUUGGCCUACACAGUAGAAGUGAUUCCAAAUUAUCAAUCACUGAAAGGGAGACUGUUGUCGACGGAGAUCGUUAUUUUACCAGCAGACGAUAAUUUGACAACAAGAAAUGAGUCGUUGAUAAGCCUUGUUGCCAAAUCAGAUUCGCUGGCUUUAAAAUGGAAAGACAAUUCUGGCUGUGCACCACGGCUGACUGCCGUUAAUUUAAAGAUAUUUCCCGAUGGGAAACUGGAUGCUGCAAUCGUACCGUUGUCAUUCAAUGUACCACGCAGCUGUUUUCAAUACGAAUCAGAGGAAAACGUAUUUUCCUUAUCAUUGUCAAGGGCUAACCGAUGUCCUGUUCAACUGGAGCUGAACGCAUGCAGAAAAUACACACUGGAACUACAAUCCAAAUAUCAGGAUAGGUUUGCCAGGCCAUCAACUUUAUGGGAUACCUUUACGGCUAUGCAAGAAUCGUAUCAUCAAAAUACCGAAACGUUGAACUGCACCGCUAACCAUUUCUGGUGUGACAGCGAUACACCAGAAAUACCAAUUCUUUGGGUUUGCGAUGGCGAAAGCGACUGCCCCAAUGGACAAGAUGAACGUUACUGCAAUCAUGAGUGCAACUCUGGAUUUCGACGUUGCAGACAAUGCAUACCAAUAAACCAAGUUUGUGACGCAAAAUAUGAUUGCGUUGGCGGUUCUGACGAGACGGGGCUGAACCUUGGCAAUCCUUUAAAUUGUAGCAUUUCAAGGGUUUUUUCUUCAUUCGCUUGCUAUGAACUAACGUCCCACUCUGGCCACUUGCAUGAUGGAGCAAUUGAUCAGCAACGGCUACAGUGGUCGAAAUCUAUUUUCUUGUUAUCAGCAGAAAAUGACCACACAAUAUGGUUAAGCAUUAACUCAUUCCGUACCCAUCAAAACAUUUUCCUAAAGGUUUAUGAUGGACCCUACUCCAAUAGUCCUCUUCUUUUAUCCCACAGUGGGUCUACCAAGCCCUCUUCAGUUCGAUCAUCUUCCAAUAAGUUGUACCUCGAUGUUCCAUCAUAUUCUUUCCCAGGCUUUGGAGUCGAAAUAUUCUACACAACCAUGAACAACACAGGACAACCGUUUGUUCCAGGAUGUGGAGGUUACAUCCACGAGGACGGAGAGAUUUUCUUCCGAAAUUCUUUUUCGUCUUCCGUGGCCAAUCUUACUGAUUGUGUUUGGUUUGUGGAAGCUCGUGAAAGCAACAAUACUAUCCGACUUGUGAGAGACGUGUUUUCUAUUGAUGAAAUAGCAGAAACAAGUGCCGUACCAGCUGAUCAUCUAAAUAUUGACCCAGCUUUAAUGAUAGUUUAUGAUGGAUGGGAUAUAUCUGGUCAAGUCCUGUACGAUGAACGAGUCAUACCCCGUCAGGCAAGAAAAUUAGCCGUCUACUCAAUCAGUCACAAAACGUCCGUCCAAUUUAUCAUGCCAAUGAACACAUCGGGCAAUAAAACAAAUCACUGGCACAUUUCUUCGAUUAAAGCACCCAAGCACACUAAAAUGGAUGUAGCUGCUGGAUCGACGGGAACCAUAAAAUCUUCUGGUUUUGAAGGAUAUCCGAGGGACAUUUAUAAUGACUACCUUUGGCACAUUGUCACUACACCCAAUUCAACAAUUCAGCUUCUGUUUGCCCAUUUUAGAAUCUCACAAGCAAAUUGCAUGCAGGUUUACGACGGACCAACGAUGAGAUCCAAUGUUCUCUUCGAAAAAACAGGAGAAACCACUGUGCCGUUCGUGAUUAGAUCUUCGACAAACGAAUUGCUCAUAAGAUACAUAUCGUUCUUGGGUGACGAUGUGAAUCAAACUUAUGGGUUUCUUGCCGUGUACACGAUAAUUUGAUUUACUCCCUCUCGAAGGUUUCCAACGUGAUCCUUUUCAUAAAAAUGUUUUAAUUGCACACCAUAAUACCAUAUAUUAUUUCUGAGCUGCAAAAUUUUCACACUGGGCAAACGAUCUUGGAACUUCCGCAAUAAACACAGUAGCUAUACGGUAAAACAA
Molecule: messenger RNA, 2890 nt
Organism: Daphnia magna
Lineage: Eukaryota; Metazoa; Arthropoda; Branchiopoda; Diplostraca; Daphniidae
Exons: 15
Coding region: 164-2731 (855 amino acids)
Biological process (GO): negative regulation of inflammatory response
Molecular function (GO): protein binding
Source: RefSeq, a predicted model, not a curated record